Messenger RNA from Miscanthus lutarioriparius, 444 nucleotides. NCBI's taxonomy places the organism in Eukaryota, Viridiplantae, Streptophyta, Magnoliopsida, Poales, Poaceae. The record is from the annotation of a GenBank genome assembly.
AUGGCGAAACUCACCGUCACGGUCAUCGUCCUGCUCACAUUACUCGCCGCCGCAGCAGCAGGCACGGUCUCCGAUGCCGGCGCAACCACGACCAUCCCGGCAGGUCGCCAACAAGCUGCCAGGAGGAGCCGGUUCCUGCUUGCCAAUAGCGCGGUCUACAACUCGCCGCCGCUGACACCAUCGUACGGCGCUUGCUCCAAGAAGUCGGCCGCCGUGUGCUUCGCUCCGGGAAGCCCGGGCCCGACGUGCUGCGGCGGGCAGUGCGUGGACACGGCAGCCAGCGCCGACCACUGCGGCCGCUGCAACAAGCUCUGCAAGCACGAUCGUAGCACGUGCUGCGGCGGCCGCUGCGUCGAUCUGCUCUCGGACGAGGACAACUGUGGCACAUGUGGUAACCGCUGCAACAAGAAGUGCAGCAACGGCUUCUGUGACUACGCCCUGUAA